AUGUGCAAACAAGCAGUCUGCUCGACCUGUCAAAAGACCACCUGGUGGGGCUGCGGCUCCCACGUCCCCUCAGUCCUCGACUCCGUCGCAGAAGCGGAGCGUUGCUCCUGCGAGCCCAAGGUCGAGAAGGAGGGAAAGCAGUAUCCUCCCAUGGGGCCUGCGUUUGGGAUGGUGAAGGCGGCUUUUGGGUUUGGUGGUGGUACUGGUAGUGCUGGGGGUGAUGGGAAGGAUGAGUUAUGA
Molecule: messenger RNA, 240 nt
Organism: Fulvia fulva
Lineage: Eukaryota; Fungi; Ascomycota; Dothideomycetes; Mycosphaerellales; Mycosphaerellaceae
Exons: 3
Coding region: 1-240 (79 amino acids)
Source: RefSeq, a predicted model, not a curated record